AUCUCUUUGUCUUCCCCAUAAAAUGCAAUUGCUCUUUUUAACACAGUUUCUAAGUUGGGAUUCUCAGAAAGGAUUCUGAGUUUAGAAACUAUUUGGUCGCAUCAGGAGAACUUAUUAACAUUUGUUUCACUAUGGGUUUUUUUCUUUCUUUCUUUUUCCCCCAAAAAUUGUCUUCCUUUAAGUUCCUCGGUUUUUUUCACAUCCAAACACGUCCUUAUAUUAUUUCAUUAAUACCCACCAAGUUUUACUUUUUACGAAUUUGUUAAUAUUUUUUUUCUCGACUAUUUACUGAAAAACGCAAUCUGGGUUCCUAAUUGUGUGAAGUCUCAAUAUUUUCCUAAUUUUCUCUUGAUCCAAACAAAAACCCUUUGAAGGUCAAUUUUCUCAUGGUUUAAUUCUGAUACAGUAGAGAAUAGUUUUUACAUGGGUGUUUCGUUUAAGGUUUCAAAAACCGGUACUAGGUACAAGUCUAAGCAUUGUCUUCAAUCGGAGGCUUCAGUUGAUGUUGUCUCCGAGAAUUCUAAAGAGAGCUCACGGCCUAGAAAGCUCCAGGGUGAUGUUGAAGGCGUUGAGCGUGUUCCUGGGGUGUUUCAAUCAAUUAAUUCUGAUGAAACGGUUCGUGUUCCUUCAGAUCAUGAGAUUUCCUUCACCUUGAAUCUUUACCCAGAUGGCUAUUCUAUUGGAAAGCCCCAAGAGGAGGCUUUGCAUACUGUUCCGGAUGCUCCAAAGCAUCCAUAUGAUAGGUCCUCUGAAACUCUCUUCUCAGCAAUUGAAUCUGGCCGAUUGCCAGGAGAUAUUUUGGAUGAUAUACCUUGCAAAUAUGUUGAUGGAAUGCUUGUAUGUGAGGUGCGUGAUUACCGGAAAGUUGCACCUCAACAAGGACCUAACACCCCACCUAUUGAUGGAUGCCCUAUCAUCAAUAAAGUGUGCCUUAAGAUGUCUUUGGAGAAUGUAGUGAAGGAUAUUCCAUUGAGCUCAGAUAAUUCAUGGACAUAUGGUGAUUUAAUGGAGGCGGAGUCUCGGAUAUUGAAAGCCUUGCAACCACAACUUUGUUUAGAUCCUACCCCCAAACUGGACAGACUCUGUACUAACCCUGUUCCAACUAAGCUUGACCUUGCUUCAUGUAGUUUGCGGCGAAAGAGAUUGAGGCAAACUCCAGAAGUUAGAGUCACCUCUACUAGUAAGUUCAAUGCCAAGAAGGUUGGCAGGUUGAGAGAGGCUGGAAUUGUUUCAGGGAGUUUGAUGCUACAACAGGAAAAUCUGAUUCCUCAAAAUAUUGGUUCAAGCAAUAUUUUGGCAUUAAGGCCUAAAAGUUUUGUGCAAGAUUCCUCUGUUUCUGCACUUCCCAUGUCAUCUCAGUCACCAAUGUAUCCAAUGGGGCUUAUGAAUUCUAGAAGCAUGCAGGAUCAUGGAUCUAGCUCUGUUGUCAGUGCAUCAGCUGCCUCCCCUGUUGGGCAGGACAUGCCAAUGUCAUAUGCAGACAGCAUAAACUCUGGUGCUUCUCUUCUUGGGAAGCGGGAGAAUGCAGACGGUCCAAUGUCACCCCUAUCUGGCCUUAGUAAAAGAACUAGGCUUAAUGCUGUUGGACCAGAUGGCAUUCCACAGCAUCAAGUUGGGACACAUAUGGAUGGCCUGCAUGGACAGGAUAUGAGCUGGAAGAAUAUGUUACUUCCCCAGCAAUCAAUGGCUAGAGGAAUUCAGUAUGCAAAUUCGGGCAUGCAGAAGUAUCCUCAGCAGGUUUUUGAAGGGGUUUUGAAUCAGGAGGCUGGUGCAAUGCCAUUUUCUGCAGGACAGCAAGCAUUGAGAUACAGUGCCAAGGAAGAGCCAUUUGAUCCUACUGACAAGUUGGAUGGCUCUGAGCUCAACCGGGAAGCUGAUGCAAACCAUUUGGACCCACAGCAGAGGCUUCAACCAAGAUCAUUCCAUGGAUUUGCAAGACCUGGUUUCUCUCAAACACCUUGGAACAAUAUUAAUCAGCAUGUUGAGAAAGAUGUGAGAAAGGAAGAACAGUUCCAGAAAAGGAAAUCAGUGCAAAGUCCACGUUUAUCAGGUGGGGCUUUGCCUCAAUCUCCAUUAUCAGCAAAAUCUGGGGAAUUUUUAGGUGGUCCUGUAGGACCUCACUUUGGAGCUGUUGCGGCAACCACUUCCCUUGGAGCGACUGUAAAGGAGAAGGGAGCUGUUAACUCAGUACCUAUUGUUGGAGGUACCCCAUCUUUGACUUCAAGUGCAAAUGACUCUAUGCAACGGCAACACCAGGCUCAAGCUGUUGCUAAGCGAAGAUCUAAUUCCCUCCCUAAGACCCCUGCAAUCAAUACGGUUGGUUCUCCUGCAAGUGUUAGCAAUAUUAGUGUUCCAUUAAACGCAAGCAGUCCUUCUGUUGGAACCCCACCUUCGGUUGAUCAAUCAGUGCUCGAAAGGUUCUCAAAGAUUGAAAUUGUAACUAUGAGGUGUCAACUCAACAGAAAAAAGAACAAGGUUGAUGAGUAUCAUGUCCGGAAACCCAGCACACAUUCUACUGAACUAGUAUCACCCUUUCUAAGCAAUUUUUCCAGUAAUGAGGAUUUCAAAGACGAGUCGAAGCCAUUAUCAAAGUCACUUUUUGGUGGCAGUGUGAAUACCUAUAAGACAAGAAUCUUGAAUUUUGUGCAGGGUGAGCAUGUUGUUCAAGGGAAUCUCGUUUCUCUAGUUCCUAGGGCAAGAACUAGAAUGAUUAUGUCUGAGAAACCAACUGAUGGGACCAUAGCAAUGUUUUAUGGAGACAUAGAUGAUGGUGAUAUUCUUAGUGCAGAGGAUCAUAUUCCUCAUCUUCCUACGCUUCCCAAUACUCACAUGGCGGACUUGCUUGCAGCACAGUUCUGUUCACUGAUGGUGCGUGAAGGACAUCACCUUGUGGAAGAUGAUGUUCAGGCAAAACCAACAGGUGUGCUUGCCUCGAGCAGUCAACCAAAUUCUGCUGUAACAUUUCCCAACAAUUCUGCAUCCGAUAUGCAGCAGUAUGCCGAAAAUGUUGCAGGUCAGGCAACCAAUGAAGUGGCAAAGCAGAAUAGCAGUAACAAUAUGUCUAUAAAUCCAUCUUCGAGUGCUCUAGGAAACACAAGGAUGUUACCUCCUGGAAACCCUCAGGCCUUACAGAUGUCUCAAGGACUUCUGUCUGGGGCUUCAAUGCCUGCAAGGCCAUCGCAACUAGAUCCACAACCACCACAGCAACAGCCACAACAACCGCAACAGCAGCAGCAAAGUCAACAGCACUCCUUGCUUCAACAACAGCAUCAGCAGUUCCAGAGAUCACCAAUGAUGCUUGGAUCAAAUCCUCUCUCACACUUGAAUGCCAUUGGGCAGAAUUCAAACAUGCAGUUCAACAAUCAAAUGGUCAAUAAAUCUUCAGCUCUCCAACUUCAGAUGAUACAACGGCAGCAGCAGCGGCAAUUGCAACAGCAGCAGCAGCAACCACAGCAGCAGCAGCAAAUGCAGAGGAAAAUGAUGGGGCUAAGUGCAGCUGUAGGUAUGGGAAACAUGGUCAGGAUUGGGGGCCUAGGCAAUGCCACUGGAAUCGGAGGUGUGAGGGGAAUGAGUGGAACAGGAAUAUCAGCUCCAAUGACUGGUAUUUCUGGCAUGGGAAAUGUGGGCCAAAAUCCAAUUAAUCUUCCAGGUGCAAAUAUUACCACUGCGAUAACCCAGCAGCUUCGGUCUGGAGCACUAUCGUCUCAAGCUGCUCUGCUUUCAAACUUAAGGAUGGGACGAGGAAACAUGUUAGGCAGUCCUCAAUCAAGCAUAGCUGGAAUGUCUGGUCCCAGACAGAUGCAUCCAGGUUCUGCUAGUCUUUCUAUGCUGGGCCAAAAUCUGAACCAGGGUAACAUGAGUUCGAUGCAAAGAACGCCUAUGGGGUCCAUGGGUCCUCCAAAAAUGAUGCCUGGGAUGAACCACCUUUACAUGAACCAGCAGCAGCAGCAGCAGCAGCAGUUGCAAUUGCAGCAGCAACAACAGCAGCAGUUGCAGUUGCAGCAGCAGCAGCAGCAGCAACAACAACAGCAGCAGUUGCAGUUGCAGCAGCAGUUGCAUCAUCAGCAACAACAGCUGCAACAGCAGCAGCAGCAGCAGCAAUUACAACAACAGCAGCCACAGCAGCAGCAGCAGCAAGAAACAACUUCACCACUACAGGCUGUCAUUUCACCCUCACAGGUAGGCUCACCAUCACCCAUUGGAAUUUCACAAUUGAACCAGCAACCUCAGCAACUGCAGGCCCAGCAACAGGCCAGCCCACAACAAAUGAAUCAAAGGACUCCCAUGAGUCCCCAACUGAGCUCAGGUGCUAUUCAUGCACUAAAUGCUUGUAACCCAGAGGCCUGUCCAGCUAGCCCCCAAUUGAGCUCUCAGACCCUUGGCUCCGUCAGUAGCAUCACAAAUUCUCCUAUGGAGCUAGGUGGGAAUAAAAGCAACUCUGUCGGGAAUACAUAACAUGUUCUCCGCACUAUCAUCUUAUACUAACUCUAGAGCCCCUCUGUUCCAAGCUAUCCCCAGUGGAAGAACCUGUAAAGCUAAUUUUGCAGACAGUUCAGCAUCAGUUGGUGAAAGCAGUUCGGUUAAUUUUUGAUAAGUUUGAAAACCAAUACUUGAGCUGCCUUGGUGCCAAUCCGUUACCAAACGAUUUACAAUGGUGUGCAGUUUCCCCAUAUAAAAUCCUAGAAUUUCCAAGUUUUGGUAUAUGUAUAACUAAGUUUGUACCACUAGAGUAUUUGGCUUAGUUGUUGGUGUGCCUAUUUUCUAUGCGAAGAUGUGUUUGAAAUUGAAUCCCGUCUUCUCAAAAAAGUACAUUUCACAGGUACUAUAAAUUGUAGUUGCACAUUUCAUUUAAAUUCCGACAGUGCUUAGAGUAGCGGUUUUCUCAAUUCCUGAAAUAGAACCAUUCCUUGGAACAGAUGAAUGGCAAGGAAUCUUAUUCAA
Messenger RNA from Gossypium raimondii (Peruvian cotton), 4941 nucleotides. RefSeq names its product protein PHYTOCHROME-DEPENDENT LATE-FLOWERING. NCBI's taxonomy places the organism in Eukaryota, Viridiplantae, Streptophyta, Magnoliopsida, Malvales, Malvaceae. The record is from RefSeq and is a predicted model, not a curated record. Gene Ontology annotation, molecular function: transcription coregulator activity. Bases 424 to 4455 code for a protein of 1343 amino acids. Gene Ontology annotation, biological process: regulation of transcription by RNA polymerase II. Gene Ontology annotation, cellular component: SAGA complex. The transcript has 12 exons.